AUAACCCCGAAGAGACAAUUUUGUUCCUCUCCUUUCUGCUGCAGUAAUAAAUCCCAUUAUGGAGACCUAGAAACUUUAUAAAGGGAUAUAGUUUGAAUUGGUGGAGUGUAAUUUUGUGUAUGAAUUAUAUUUUUUAAAUAUGAAGUGUUUUCAGAAAGAAGGCUAGUAGGGUUAAUUAUUGGUACAUUAUGCAUAAGCAGUAAUUUUGUUGGUAGUACAAUAAACAUUAUUAGACAUUUGUGAUAACACUAAAAAGGACAAGCAGUAUCUUGGUAAAUUGAUUUAUCUUUAAAUACAAAUGAAUGAUACUAUAGGUGCAUUCUUAAAUGAAAGGUUAAUUUUUAAAUGCAGUGUAGAAAAUUUCUGCUGUGGAAGUGUUAUGGUUAACUAGUUAAGUUUAUGGUGAAAAUACCUUCAACUGAUCAAGUUUAAUAAGGUGGUAUGCAAAGCUAGGAAGAAAGACAACAUAACGAUGCUGCAGGAAAUGGAAACAUAUAGACAUUAAUUUAAAAAGAUGGAAAAAUUAGCAGUUAGUGAACAUUAAGCAAAAUUUAUUUUAUUUGACACGAUAUGCACUGUAACAGGCAUAGGCUCAACAAAGCUUGUGGGUGUUGACUGCCCCCAAAAGUUGUUAGCUGAAACUAAUAUAAUCCAUUUAAGUAAUUACUAUGAUGAUAAGGUGUGUUAAAUUAGUCUUUAGAUAAUGUGAACAUACGAAGAUUUUAAUUCUUGUUUACCAGACUAAAACAAGAUUUUUUUUUUUUUUAUAAUAUUAAAGUACUUGUAGGGCAAGAAGCCUGCUUAUAGUUUUUCCUCUUGUAGCAUAAUCAAUAAUGGGCUUGAUAUCCAGGCUUUGUAGUUUAUAAUCAAGAGCAAAUUAAAGGUAUAAUUUAGGUAUUCUAUAGUUAUUUAGAAUUUUGGGACUAUAAACUUUCUUGAAAAGUCAAGUAGUUUUAACAUUUUCAGAAGUGUGUCAUCUUCUUUCAGGCAUUAGGUUAGUAUUAUACCAAAUAAUGAGCAAAUAACACUUGAGUUACCUGAAAGAGUUAAUAUAAUCCCAAAGGGUACUAAAAAGUAUCUAGGUAAUUUAUGAGAUAUUCAUUCUACGUGAGUAUAAACUCAGGUCUAAAUCUAGUAAAGGUCUGGUGAAUUUUACAUAAGUAGGAGCCUAUUAUUUGAUUUUUUUUUAUAGUAGAAAUCUAAUUUAGUAUGAAGAAAUGAGAGAUCUCAUCAAAAAGUAAAAUCACUCAUGCACAAAACUACCUCCCAACGACCUGUCGCAGGUCCCUUGUAUCAAAAAAUUAAGAGUAUAAUGGAAGAUAGCACGAUCUUGUCAAAUUGGACAAUCAGCAACAAACACAAAAUGGAAUAUGACUUUUCGUGUGAACUGUACAGAAUGUCUACGUAUUCAACUUUCCCCACCGGUGUUCCUGUCUCAGAAAGGAGUCUUGCUCGUGCUGGCUUUUAUUACACUGGUGUGAAUGACAAAGUCAAAUGCUUCUGUUGUGGCCUGAUGCUGGAUAACUGGAAAGAAGGAGACAAUCCUAUUGAAAAGCAUAAAAAGUUGUAUCCUAGCUGUAGCUUUGUUCAGAAUCUGGCUUCUGUUACUAAUUUGGAAUCUACCUUUGAGAAUACUUCUCAGAUGAGAAACAGUUUUACACAUUCAUUAUCUCCCACUUUGGAACAUAGUGGCUCAUUCAGUGGUUCUUCCAACCUUUCACCAAACCCUGUUCUUUCUCAAGCAGUUGAGGACUUAUCCCCAUUGAGGACUAACCCCUACAGUUAUGCAAUGAGUACUGAAGAAGCCAGAUUUCUUACUUACCAUAUGUGGCCCUUAAGCUUUUUGUCACCAUCAGAAUUGGCAAGAGCUGGUUUUUAUUACAUAGGACCUGGAGAUAGGGUAGCGUGCUUUGCCUGUGGUGGGACUCUAAGUAACUGGGAACCAAAGGACGAUGCAAUGUCAGAGCACCGGAGACAUUUCCCCAACUGUCCAUUUUUGGAAAAUUCUCUAGAAACACUGAGGUUUGGCAUUUCAAAUUUGAGCAUGCAGACACAUGCAGCUCGACUGAGAACAUUUAUGUAUUGGCCAUGUAGUGUUCCAGUUCAGCCUGAGCAGCUUGCAAGUGCUGGUUUCUAUUAUGUGGGUCGCAACGAUGAUGUCAAAUGCUUCUGUUGUGAUGGUGGCUUAAGGUGUUGGGAAUCUGGAGAUGACCCAUGGGUAGAACAUGCCAAGUGGUUUCCAAGGUGUGAGUUCUUGAUACGCAUGAAAGGACAGGAGUUUGUUGAUGAGAUUCAAGCUAGAUAUCCUCAUCUUCUUGAACAGCUGUUGUCAACUUCAGACACUUCUGGAGAUGAAAGUGCUGAUCCACCAAGUAUGUACGAAAAUACUUCAAAUGCAGAAUGGGAAUUUUUAUAAGAAUGUUAAGAAGGAAAAUAUGUAAACAAGUGAUUUCUGAGGUCAUAGGGGAAAGGCUGGGAAGUUAAUAAAUAUAAUGUGUCUACUAAGGUUAAUGACAUUGAAGAUUCUUGGAAAUAUACUAGUCUUUCUUCUUGAAGUGCUGACCUUCCAACUGGGGAGACAAA
This is a messenger RNA of Hipposideros armiger (great roundleaf bat), 2583 nucleotides long. RefSeq names its product baculoviral IAP repeat-containing protein 2-like. NCBI's taxonomy places the organism in Eukaryota, Metazoa, Chordata, Mammalia, Chiroptera, Hipposideridae. The record is from RefSeq and is a predicted model, not a curated record. Bases 1250 to 2416 code for a protein of 388 amino acids. Gene Ontology annotation, molecular function: cysteine-type endopeptidase inhibitor activity involved in apoptotic process; ubiquitin protein ligase activity. Gene Ontology annotation, biological process: negative regulation of apoptotic process; positive regulation of protein ubiquitination; regulation of cell cycle. The transcript is spliced from 4 exons. Gene Ontology annotation, cellular component: nucleus; cytoplasm.